AGACGCUCGAGUAAGUGGCUGGUGCGGCCCUUUUUCUAUCCAGCUCCAUCCUCGCGGAUCCGGCCCUCUCCGCUCCCCUCGGUGCUGUCAGUCGGCUACUCACCCCUAACUGCGCGAGGAAGGCAACGGAGGGCGAGAAAUGGCUCCCCGUAAGGGUAAGGAAAAGAAGGAAGAGCAGGUUAUAAGUUUGGGACCACAGGUUGCUGAAGGAGAAAAUGUGUUUGGAGUUUGCCACAUCUUUGCUUCCUUCAAUGAUACAUUUGUCCAUGUAACUGACCUGUCUGGCAAGGAAACUAUCUGCCGAGUAACUGGUGGCAUGAAAGUGAAGGCCGACAGGGAUGAGUCUUCUCCUUAUGCUGCUAUGCUGGCUGCUCAAGAUGUAGCACAAAGAUGCAAGGAACUGGGAAUCACUGCCCUUCAUAUCAAACUGCGGGCUACGGGUGGAAAUAGAACAAAAACUCCUGGACCUGGAGCUCAGUCAGCUCUCCGGGCUUUGGCUCGGUCUGGCAUGAAGAUUGGGCGCAUUGAGGAUGUUACCCCCAUUCCUUCAGACAGCACUCGCAGAAAGGGCGGUCGCCGUGGUCGUCGUCUGUAAAAUAGGGGCUGUUGUAUUUCAUCAUUAAAGCUUUCCAAUAUA
Molecule: messenger RNA, 637 nt
Organism: Pantherophis guttatus
Lineage: Eukaryota; Metazoa; Chordata; Lepidosauria; Squamata; Colubridae
Gene: RPS14
Product: ribosomal protein S14
Biological process (GO): translation
Cellular component (GO): ribosome
Molecular function (GO): structural constituent of ribosome
Source: RefSeq, a predicted model, not a curated record